UGUUCCCUGAUUGGUUACAAUUAAUAACCGGACCAAACAGUUUAGCAGCCAUGCAUUACGUUUUUAGUUAUGUUUAGUAGCUAGCUAGCUUGGUUCUUAACAACUCACUGAAAUAGCACACUUCAUUUGUAAGAGGUCUUCUACCAUAGAGAAAUCCUGAUUGCCAAGUCAUGAUUCAGGUAGAGACAGGAGUCUACAUCGGGGCAGCAUCUGACCUGAAAGAUGCCCAGGACCUGACCAAUGCUGGCAUCACCCACAUACUCACAGUGGACUCAGAGCAGCCAGCUUCACCUGAUGGGCCAUUUAGGAUGAAGUAUGUCUAUUCCCUGGACGAGUCCUCCACAGACCUACUCAGCCACCUUGAUGACUGCCUACGCUUCAUAUCUGAUGCUUGCGAGGCAUCAAAAUCUGUCCUUGUGCAUUGCCACGUAGGGCAAAGUCGGAGUGCGGCGGUGGUGACUGCUUACUUGAUGAAAUGUCAUAAAAUGAACUUUGGCGAUGCCUAUGCCAAACUCCAGCAACUUAAACCUGAUGUAAAGAUGAAUGAGGGGUUUGUGGACCAGUUAGCACUAUAUGAGUCAUUGGGUUGUGAAGUAGAUGUCACCAGCCCCCAGUACAAGCAGUACAGACUCCAGAAACUCACAGAGAAAUACCCAGAGCUUCGGAAUGUCCCAAAGGAGUUGUUUGCAGUGGACCCUUACCUAAGCACCUGUUCUGAGGUGGUAUACAGGUGUAAGAAAUGUCGACGGACACUGUUCCGCGCCUCCAGUAUCCUCGGUCACACUAUUGGCAAUGGACCGACUGCUUUUGCCUAUAAGAAGAUGAGUAAACUACCGAUUGGGGACCAGACCCAAUGUACUUCCUACUUCACUGAGCCUGUCCAGUGGAUGGAACAGGCCUUGUUAGGGGUGAUGGAUGGACAGAUCUUGUGCCCAAAGUGUAGCUCCAAGUUGGGCUCAUUCAGCUGGUGUGGGGAGCAGUGUUCCUGUGGUCGAUGGGUGACUCCAGCCUUCCAGAUGCAUAAAAACAGAGUGGAUGAAAUCAAACACAUCAGUAUAGCCACACUCAAAUCAUGAAAAUGUCAAAAUGAUUCAUAUCUGUAAUAAAUUUCUCAGAAUA
Oncorhynchus gorbuscha (pink salmon) is the source of this 1119-nucleotide messenger RNA. Its product is annotated as dual specificity protein phosphatase 12-like. Gene Ontology annotation, biological process: protein dephosphorylation. Gene Ontology annotation, molecular function: protein tyrosine/serine/threonine phosphatase activity. The coding region runs from base 171 to 1076 and encodes 301 amino acids. The record is from RefSeq and is a predicted model, not a curated record. The transcript is spliced from 7 exons. Gene Ontology annotation, cellular component: nucleus. NCBI's taxonomy places the organism in Eukaryota, Metazoa, Chordata, Actinopteri, Salmoniformes, Salmonidae.